Molecule: messenger RNA, 1128 nt
Organism: Nicotiana attenuata
Lineage: Eukaryota; Viridiplantae; Streptophyta; Magnoliopsida; Solanales; Solanaceae
Product: transcription factor TCP12-like
Exons: 1
Coding region: 1-1128 (375 amino acids)
Biological process (GO): regulation of secondary shoot formation
Cellular component (GO): nucleus
Molecular function (GO): DNA-binding transcription factor activity; sequence-specific DNA binding
Source: RefSeq, a predicted model, not a curated record
AUGUUUCCCAAAAGCAACAUCAAUGACCCUUUUUCCUACACCUCACAAGAAUUGCUUAAACAUUCUUAUACACAUGAUGCUCAUUAUCAAAACCCUAAUUCAUCUUCAAUAAUAGUAGAAGAUCAUCCUUUUUUCUUGAAUAACUUUCCUUCUCCAUUUCUUGAUCACCAUGAAUCCCCAUUAAGCCAAAUCUUUUCCCAUCAACAACAACAACAACAAGAGCUAGAGCCUAGUGAUCACCAUCCUGAUGCUGAAGUUGAUCCUGAUACUUCAAGAUUUGGACGUGCUAACGUGAAAAUCAUAGAAGACCAGAGUUCAAAUCCCAACGCAGAGCCUGUAUCGCCAUCAUCAAAGAAGAGAAAACUAAGUGCAAAGCCGCGAAGGAGAACAGGAAAAAAGGAUAGACAUAGCAAGAUUUGCACAGCUCAAGGUGUGAGAGAUCGAAGAAUGAGAUUAUCACUUCAAAUAGCGCGUAAGUUCUUCGAUCUACAAGACAUGUUAGGGUUUGAUAAAGCAAGUAAAACUAUAGAAUGGUUAUUUUCCAAGUCCAAGAAUGCCAUCAAAGAGCUCUCAAGAAACAUCCCACAAGAGAAUAAUACUUGUAGUGAUCGAAACAACAUAAUGAGUGAGUCCCAUAUAUUGGAAUGUGAAGAUCAUAGAAAAUUGAAAAAAAUGGAGUUAAAGGACAAGCCAAGAGCAAAGGCAAGGGAGAACACCAAAGAAAAUAUGAUGAUCAAAGGCCACAAAAAGGGCAAAGAAAUGUAUGAGGCAAACCCUAAAAAUGUCAAUAAAUUAGGGUCAAACUCUCAAUCUCUUGAAAAUAAAUUUGCUAAUGUUGGGAUCAUGGAAAGUUAUUUAGGGGGUACAAGUUCUUCAAUUAGUUCUAUAUUUGAUUAUGAGAAUAGUGGAGUCAGAGGAGGCAAUAUAGAUUAUUUUGACAAUUGUUACAUGGGAUUUCUUGAAAAUUGGGACAACAAAAAUUCCAACAUCAACUGCAGUACUACAACAACAAACGAGGUACAAAUCCCAUUUGCAGGUAAUAAUAACACUAGCUCAAUUUAUUUGGACAAUUCCAGGUAUCAAUUUCAGUUUCUGGACCAAGAAAACCAUUUCUCCUGUAGGCAUUAG